AGCAAAUGGCUUCAGUAGUAGCAGCAGAGCAGAUGGAUCUGACAGCAAUAGAGUAGAUGGAUCCGGUAGCAGCAAAGCAGAUGCAUCCAGCAGCAACAGAGCAGAUGGCUUCGGCAGCAGCAGCAGAGCAGAUGGAUCUGGCAACAACAAAGUAGAUGGCUUCAGCAACAGCAGAGGAGAUGGAUUCGGCAACAAGCUUCGGCAGCAACAGCAACAAAGCAGAUGUCUUCGACAGUAGCAACAGAGCAGAUGGAUCUAGUAAUAGCAAAGUAGAUGGCUUCAACAGCAGUAGAGGAGAUGGAUUCGACAGCAAGCUUCGACAGUAGCAUAGAGAGUCCAACUUGACAUCUAAAGAUGCUUAAUUCUUCUCUUAUGGGAGAUGUCCUAAAUGUUAACUUUAUGUAUUCAUAAAAAUGGUAACUUUUA
This is a messenger RNA of Rubroshorea leprosula, 426 nucleotides long. Lineage: Eukaryota; Viridiplantae; Streptophyta; Magnoliopsida; Malvales; Dipterocarpaceae. The record is from the annotation of a GenBank genome assembly.